AUGGAUGAUGAGUUUCCAAAUUCUGAUGAGGAAUACGAUCUAGUUCCUACAGAAAGUUUAAAAAAAACUAAUAAUGUAACCGGAAAUAAUACAAAAGUUUCUCAAAAUAAUUUAACUCAGCCGUCAAAAUCUAGUACUAAUGAAAAUUCACGUUUUAUUUAUGCUAAUGAUGAUGAUUUUCCCGAUCCAGAUGAAGAAUUUGAUUUGAUCCCAACAGACGUUUAUAAAAAAUCAAAUCAGCCUUCCAGUAAGUUUAUUUAUUGAAUUUUUAAAAAUAAUACUAAAGUUAAUUUUUAAAUAAAAAAAUUCGCACUUGUAAUUUUUUUUAAUUUCUACAUGUCAAUUUUUUUUAUUAUAAUUUAAUUGUUAUUAAUAAUUAAAAAAUUGAAAAUUGUCAGCUGAUUUGAGUAUCAUUAAAUAAAUAAUAAUUAAAUCUACUAAUAUUUAUUAUUAGUAGGUACAAGUACUCAAAAGACACCUCAGAGUCAAGUUCAAGCUCCAAAACUUGUCGAUAAAUCCCAAGCUAGUAUUUCUAGUGACUUUCCAGAACCAGAUGAAGAGCUUGAAUUCAUUGAAUUGACUCCUCAGCCUUCCACUUCAACGAGUGAGUCACUAACCCAGCAAGUCAGAAAAAGAACCUAUGAUGAAUUGAUGAAGGAUGUAGCAGAUCUUCUACAAGAAGAUAUACCCAGUUCUAGUCGCUUGAGAAGAGAAAAAAGACCGAGAUGGGACCAGCCAGAUUUAAUAAUUGAAGCCAUUUUAAACCAGAAACAAAAAGUCCAACAAAGAUAUGAGAAAGAUGUUGAUAAUCCUCGUUUUUUGAAUUCUAAUUACUCUGAUGAUCCAGAGAGAGAAACAAUAACUACUAGAGUGCCUUCUUGGAAUUUCGUUGCCUUAACUCGUCCUUAUGAUUCUCAACGCUUGUACGUCCGAGUUAAACCAGACGCUGUAAUUAAUCCUAUUAAAGUAAACUCAUCGUCUGGUUUACUUUCAGUUAGCUAUGAUAAAUUAAAAGCCGACGCUGAAAAAAUAUUAGCAGAUAAAGCGAAAGAAAAGUCAAUAACAUCUAGAUCAGCAAGAAAAAAGGGUGAAGAUGUAUUAUGGGUUGAUAAAUAUCGUCCAAAAAAAUACAUGGAGCUUCUUACCGACGAAACAACCAACCGCGAAUUCUUGCGCUGGAUGAAACUUUGGGAUAAGGUUGUAUUCAACCGUGAGAUAGUUAUGAGAAAAAAAAAUUCAACGACUAACUCGUUUAAGCCACGAAACUUUAACAAUAAUAAAUCAGAUAGAAUAAAUUCAAGAGAAGGUGGAUUUAAUGCCAAUAAAUUCAGCGAUAAUUGCAACAAUGAAGAGCUUGUAGAUAAAAAAGGAUUUCCUGUACAUAGAAUUGCAUUGCUCAGUGGACCCCCGGGUCUUGGAAAAACGACAUUAGCACACUUGGUGGCUAGACACGCUGGUUAUAAUGUCGUUGAAAUCAAUGCGAGUGAUGACCGCAGUCCGGAGGCUUUUAGACAGGCUCUAUUAGCUUCUACGCAAAUGAAAUCAAUGAUUGGUGCUGAUCCAAGGCCUAAUUGUCUGGUUUUAGAUGAAAUUGAUGGCGCUCCAGCUGCUUCGAUAGAAUUACUGCUCAAGUUUGUUCAAGGAAAAUUAUCUGAAAAGGGUAAAAAGUCCAAGUCAGCUGAGAAAAGUAAUGAAUUUUGUAAAAGACCUAUUGUUUGUAUCUGUAAUGAGUUAUACACUCCGGCAUUGAGGCCUUUACGAGCGGUUGCUUUUUCAAUAUACGUUCCUAGAAUCACCCCGGCAGCUCUGAGCGAUCGGUUAUUAACUAUUGCUCGUAGGGAGAGACUUGAUGUGGAUCAACGGGUCCUUUUACAGAUAGCUGAAAAGUCAGGGUGUGAUGUCAGGUCGUGUGUUAAUGCCUUGCAAUACAUGGGUGAUGAUUGCGAAAAAACUAAUUUGGAUUUGAGUCUGAAAGAUUCUAAAAAGGGGCUGUUUGAAUUUUGGAAGGAUAUGUUUCUAGUUCCUCAUGAUAAAACUGGACCUCUUUCUUUACGAGAAAGAGUUCAGAGAGUUUUAAAAUCAGCUUACAACAACUCGGAACGAUUUGUUCAAGGAAUUUUUGAAAAUUACCCACCAAACUGCCACGAUAAUUUAAAUAAAGUAUCUGGAUCUUUAGAAUGGUUUCAAUUUUAUGAUCAAGUAACAACAGUUGUUGCGACUAAAAAUGAUUGGCAAGUAAUGCCAUACACAAAUUAUGCUUUUGCAUCCUGGCAUUUAGGUUUUUCACUUCCAAGAGCUCCGAAGUUAUCGUUUCCUUACACAGCAACUGAGGUGAGUCAAAAAAUAAAAAAAACACUAACAUUGGUAUCAGCAGCCCAAAGAUCUUGUGGUCUAAGUGGUCUAGUGAUAAUUCUGGACCUUGCUCCGCUGUCAUUUGAAUUACUAACACCCCGACUUCGUUCUGUGGCUAUUAAUUUAUACACUCCAAAAGAAAAGUCAGAUUUGGAUCAUCUGAUAGAUGUAAUGCUGAGUCUCAAGCUUGCAUUCGUUCAAGACAGAAGGGAGGACGGCUCUCUGGACUACGUUAUUGAACCAGAUUUGUUUGAAAUCGGCAUUUUCCCUGAUUGUAAGCAACGCAAAGGACUGUCUUACACCGUGAAGCAAAUAGUGUCCCGAGAAAUCGAGGCUGAAAGAGUAAAGCGAGCAGCAAAAGCCGCGGGAGCUGAAAGUUCUAAAGAAAAUAAGCCAGCGUCGACUGAAAAUACAAAAAAUGAUUUUGCUAAACCUAAUCCAGUUAACAGACCAAAUCAUAUAGAUCGCGUGGAGCGUAUCACGUUGAAUGAUGAUCUUAAAGAUCCAAAAUUCCGAGACUUCUUCAAGAACUUCAAGCUACCUCCUAAGGUGCCUGAUCCAACGUCUCCUGAACAGACCUCCCCAAAAGCUGAGCGAAUCGACCAACGAAUCAAAAAAAUAGUUCAUACAAACGGAGUAUGGUUCAAGUAUAUAGAAGGUUACAGUAACGCAGUUCGACGAACAGUAAGAAUGAAAGAUAUUUUAUAA
Molecule: messenger RNA, 3060 nt
Organism: Cotesia congregata
Lineage: Eukaryota; Metazoa; Arthropoda; Insecta; Hymenoptera; Braconidae
Source: the annotation of a GenBank genome assembly